Messenger RNA from Elephantulus edwardii (Cape elephant shrew), 684 nucleotides. RefSeq names its product 40S ribosomal protein S11-like. Gene Ontology annotation, cellular component: cytosolic small ribosomal subunit; ribosome. The transcript has 2 exons. The coding region runs from base 1 to 684 and encodes 227 amino acids. NCBI's taxonomy places the organism in Eukaryota, Metazoa, Chordata, Mammalia, Macroscelidea, Macroscelididae. The record is from RefSeq and is a predicted model, not a curated record. Gene Ontology annotation, molecular function: structural constituent of ribosome. Gene Ontology annotation, biological process: translation.
AUGUCGCCGGUACGCGCGGAGGAAGACGGCCAGCUCUGCCCGGGUCGCGGAGAGCGAGGUCUGAGGCUGCCGCCUGCGCUGUCCUCUCCCGCCCUCGCCCGCGGGCACACCCCCACCCCUCCUGCCCCGAGACCCCUCCCCCGGGGGAGGGUCCACUUGUGGGCUGCUCUGUCCCCAGGGACUCCAGUGGACCAGCGUCUGGGGCUCCCUUGCCCUAUCUUUGAUUUGAUGGGCUGCAGCCACAGGGGACCAGAGCAGCAACCAACCAUCUUCCAGAAUAAAAAGAAAGUGCUAUUGGGUGAAACUGGCAAGGAGAAGCUCCCGCGUUAUUACAAGAGCAUCAGACUGGGCUUCAAGACACCCAAGAAGGCCAUUGAGGACAACUAUAUUAAUAAGAAAUGCUCCUGCACUGGUAAUGUCUCCAUCCCAGGAAGAAUCCUGUCAGGCGUGGUAACAAAGUUAAAGAUGCAGAGGACCGUUGUCAUCCGCAGAGAUUAUAUCCACUAUAUCCAUAAGUACAAUCGCUUCAAGAAGUGUCACAAGAGCAUGUCGUCUGUGCACCUGUCUCCCUGUUCCAGAGAUGACCAGAUCAGGGACAUUGUCACCAUGGGCGAGUGCCAGCCUAUGAGCAAGAUCGUGCUCUUCAGUAUGCUCAAGGUCGCCAAGCAGUUCGAAAAGUUCUGA